GUGUCUCCGAUCUUACCAUUUGAGUUUUGACACUUGUCAUUUGUCAAUCUCCAAAUCAAAACUCAGAAUUGCUUGUCGUACCAAAACGACUACGUGUUUUUAGAGUUAUUGGUUGUAGACUCCGGUCAGUAUGAGCGAGAAAAAGUCUAAGAUUCCCGAUCCGCCAGCGCCAGUGAGUGUGCCGGGCAAUCUACUGUCGAGUGUAGCGCCGCCAUCCCAGCUGCCCAACUUUGUCACCGCUGUGGUUCCUCCUGCGCCGAUUGCGCAGCCUGAAGCGCCCCAACCCGUUGCGCCACAAGUUCUUCAACCCUUACCAGUCCAGCCGGUCAUAGUUAAGAACAAAACCGACCAACAUCCCCAGGCAGCAGAAACAUUUAGUCCUGCUAUACCGCUGAGCAAAGGUGAACCAAUGCAGUCCAUAAGGUCACCAGAGGAUUCGCAAACUACCCAAUCACCUGAAUCUCUACCAGAAUCUUCACCUGAAAUUGAAAAAAUAGGUGACAUAAUGCCAGGAAGUGGAUUACUCACAUGGAUGAAGGGUGCUGUGUCAACUGGUGGUAUCCUGCAAAGGGUUGCAGAAAAGGCAAAGAGCUCAGUGGACUCUAUGAUAACAACCCUGGAUCCGCAAAUGAAGGAAUACCUUAAGAGCGGGGGAGAUUUAUUAGUGGUUGUAGCAUCUGACAAAGAUGUCAAAAUAUCACCAAUCAGGGAAGCUUUCCAGACUGUCUUUGGCAAAGCUACAGUGGUAGGGUACCCAGCACAAAGUGACGUGACUGCGGUUCAACCGGUCGGUUACGCCGCUGCGUACGCGGCCGCCAAGCAAAGGAUCGCGCACAUACGAUCAGUGCACUCGGACAUAAACAACAACAUCCCUGUUGUGGCUGUGGAGAACUUUCUGCACGAGGCUAUUGGUGAUCGGUGGUACGACGUGAGCCUGCUGGUGUUGUCGCAGCCGUCGCUGGGCAUCGAGGUGCAGGCGCAGUCGCAGGGCGCGGAGGUGGGCGCGGCCGCCGUGGCCGCCGCCGCCGCCGCCACGCCCGCGCACUACGAGCACGCGCAGACCGGCUACAGCGUCACCAUCGGAUCCAUCAUGGCCGACAGCUUGCAGGUACCCCACACACAGUGGCACGAGGCUUCGUGUGGCGUGUCACGGCGCGAAAUACUUGUGUUAGCGGCUCGCUCGCUGGCUGGCUCCUACAAACGACUACUAGCUGUAUCAGCGGCCGAGACUUAAAACAAACCCCAUUAUAUUGCGGAAUAAAUAUACUGAAUACACAAUACUAGGAGAGUGUGGGUAAGUUCGGAUCAUGGGGUAAGAUUGUUGGCUCAAAAUUACCGCUAAACCCUGGUUAAAACUAAUUCAAUGGCAAACAGUUGAGGUACAUUAUAAAAUGGCGCUUUAUUACUCCGUUAUCCGAAUUUAGCAUACUAUAUUUAAAUUAAUAAGAAAUUUGGUGUUCAUAUUAUUAUCGAAAUCAAUAAACUAUCCAAAUCGCUAUCUGCGGAUCGAUCCCGAUAUAAACCAAUUAAGAUAAAUCAUGUAAAUAUGUCACACAUGCUCUAUUCUGAUUUUAAUAAGGGCACGUCAAAGGGUCUUCGUCUGAUGGUAAGCGGAGUGGGGUCCAAAGGGAGUGUUUACCCCUCAUCAGUCGACAUAAUUAUGCCGGUCUGUUUGAACCGGAUAUAAACAGGCUGAUACCGGAACGCGACACAUUGGCGGGUUUUAACACCUUAUGUAUGGUGGUCGCUACCCGAUACAAAAUAUAUCUCAACACCAGAAAUCGGAUUGUAUUAUAUCGCGGAAGAACCAAAGGUAGCGAUUCGGUUAAUAUAAUAUUAAAAAUAUAUAUUGUAAUGUCAAAAAUUACUGGAUUUUUGAGGAAUCAGCGCACUACUUAUGACGUCAUAUAGCAGGUCCCCAAAUAUGUUUUACCUAAUAUCUAGAUUUUCCUUUAAUUAGCCUUACCCAUAUCUUUUGUCGUGUUGCCAUCGUUUUAAUGAGUGAUGUCAUCUAACAGGUUUAUAUUUAUACAGUGCUGUAUUCAGAUGUUUCUAUUGGGUUCUAUUCUCUUCUAUUUUAUACAGCCGUUUUCAAUAAACGUUCACAAUUUCAGUCUCCAAUCAAAUUCCAAGAAUGAACUAAUCAAAAUAACUCAUUUGUAAGCAUGUCAAAAAUACUUUGUUAUGAUUGAUCAAUUUUCGAGAUUGAUCAAAAAAAGCGAUUGGGAUCGUUUUUGAAAAUGGCAGAUAGUCGGCUCACACUAGGUCAGAUAAGAUGAUAAUGCGUGUGUAUAUACAUAAAUUAUUAAAUUGGCGAUUAGUUAACAUUGUUGAUAAGUUCCUGUAAAUUUUACCGAUCUAUAGUUCGGCAGAUACAAACUUUAGAUUUAUUUUUUGAUAAAAAUUUUCGUACGGCUUUCUUAUCAUUUAAAUUUAUUGAUACGAUUUAUUUUAAUUAAGUUUUUUUAGUAAUAAGAUAUGGAUUUAAUGAUAAAUAAAGUACCGUAAAACGGGGCGAAAUGUAACUCGCAAGGAAUAAAAACUGUACUGUGAUUAACCCCUUAUAUUUGGUAAAUGGUAAAAGAUAUCAACCAAUACCAAUUUCUUAAGAAUGUUUAUUAUUGGAUAGAAUGGUUAAGUUGUUUUAUCAAAACCUAGAUGUUGUAACAGUCAUGCGCCAUGCUUUAUAAAAAAAAAAAAUCUUUUUUCAUGAAAUUAAAUCACUGGGAUAAAAAUAGUGGAAGUGUUAAUCCACGACAUGGUUUAACGGUGUGCUAAAUUUCAUCCAAAUACGUAUUUUUUUUUGCGAUUUUUUUUUACGAACAUACAAUUUAUUGCAUUUAUUAUUAAAGUAAGAUAAGUUAACCUUUUUCUUUUCAUUCACAAAGUAACAUGUUCUCCUCGUUUUACUGUAUUUAAAUUGACUUGAAUUGAAUGACUGCCUCGGUGGAGUAGUUGUAUUGGGUGCGCGGUAAGACCGAUAGCGUAGCUUGCCAUAAAGGAGCCCUAUAUCUGUAUUUGUUGAGGGCCCUUCAGGGCAGUGCGAAGUUUUGGGCGCCCGCUUAGUUUAAUGUAAGUAUGCACCAAGAGGGGCCCCAAAGUUCGGGGGCCCCGUAUCAUUGAUGCUGCUGAUACAGCGGUAGCUACGCCCCUGGUUAAGACUAGACAAAGUAUUCACUUUGAGGUCCCAGGCUCGAAUUCCGGAUCGGGUAAAAUGAUGUGGGUUCUUCUAUUAUAUAUCAGCCGGGAUACGGGGACAGGUUCGCGCCCUAAUAUAAUAGGACAAAAGACAGGCCAAAGCUGGUACACUAGUUGCAUCUCUGCCUACCUUUUUGGGGAUGAAGACGUGGUGUAUGUAUGUGUAGGGUUUGAAUUAAAUAUUAGAAGUGUAAUGUAUCAUGCUAAUCAAACUUGUAACAAUUGGUGUCUAUUAGAGUAUCUGUGUGUAGUCUAAAAUAGUUAUUAUAUUUACCAAUCAGUUUCAGAUGUAGAUAUGUAACAAGCAUAAUGUUAUUAAGUCAGUUCAAUAAUAAAACAAAUGAAUAAACACUGUUUUCAUUUGAAAAUCGUGUUUAAUUAAUUUUUGUUUAGUAUAAUGUGUCUUAUAAUCCUAGCCUUAUAUUUUAAGCAUAUUUACUUUAGUUUUUAUUAAUUUAGUUAUAAAAAUGGCGGUUUGAACCUCCGCCGUCUUGGAUUCGACUGUAAACAUAAAAUGAACAGCUAUCUAACAAAAAUUUCAAUACAUAACUACUGUAAAAUAAAUAAAAAACGAUAGUCUUAUUACAAAUAAGCAUAUUUUUUUUUACAUCACACAUGAUACAAAGGCGGACAAAAUGCCAUAGACAUUACCGAUCAGUUAAACGGAGUUCGUGCACAAAAAAAUCUUAUAAUGAGGAUCAAUAAUUUAUAAAGCAAGUUGUUCUAUAUUUAUGCCUAAGAUAUUACAUUAUGUGUGUGCUUUUGAUAUAUGUAUAACCUGUAUAAGAACAGUUUCCAUGAAAUAUGUUAAAAAAUAAUGCAACUAACAUCCUUCAGGGUUGCUAUGCUUAAAAAUAGUUAGUGCGCCUAUUAAAAUAAAAAAGUAUUGAUCUGGUGGACAUUGUACGAUUUCUAUUUUACUAAAAUAUGUGAAUAGGUAUAAUAUCUAUAAUUGUAUGUAACUAUGACUGUAUGUAAAAGACUUUAUUGUAAAUAAAUUUAAUAAUAUAUUUUUAUUGCAAGUA
This is a messenger RNA of Manduca sexta (tobacco hornworm), 4223 nucleotides long. Its product is annotated as protein PRRC1. The transcript is spliced from 9 exons. The record is from RefSeq and is a predicted model, not a curated record. Gene Ontology annotation, biological process: activation of protein kinase A activity. NCBI's taxonomy places the organism in Eukaryota, Metazoa, Arthropoda, Insecta, Lepidoptera, Sphingidae. Bases 131 to 1234 code for a protein of 367 amino acids. Gene Ontology annotation, molecular function: protein kinase A regulatory subunit binding. Gene Ontology annotation, cellular component: cytoplasm.